Molecule: messenger RNA, 1842 nt
Organism: Mercenaria mercenaria
Lineage: Eukaryota; Metazoa; Mollusca; Bivalvia; Venerida; Veneridae
Product: carbohydrate sulfotransferase 9-like
Exons: 4
Coding region: 185-1465 (426 amino acids)
Biological process (GO): carbohydrate biosynthetic process
Cellular component (GO): membrane
Molecular function (GO): sulfotransferase activity
Source: RefSeq, a predicted model, not a curated record
AUAAAAAGGAUUUUAUCUAUAAUACCCGUACUAUGGUGACGUAACCACCAUAUAAUGCAGCCAUAUUGCGUAUUGAAAUAUAUUAGGUUUUUUGCACGAAUAAAUAUAUCAAAAUGAGUCGAAACAGGAAAUGAUAUGAAUCCAGCAGAAGGAGAGAAAUUUUCCUAGGCAGCUUAAGUCUAAAAUGCCACUACUUACGAAACUCAGGCACCAAUUGGCCUUGAUGCUUAUUGCACUGGCGUCUUUAUUCGUCAUUGGAGGUCGCUUUACAGCUCCGGUGCAUUUCUUCAGGAUACAGAAACCAGCAUACGUUUUAGUGGGAUAUACUUCGUCGUUGUCUUUUCGUCAGACCACCUCAUUUAAUUCUACUUUAAAAACGCCAAUACCUGCAACUGAAAGAUGGAAAAAUGAAUCUACAAAAUACAUAAAAACUAAUGGAGAAAUGAAUGCAGACAAGACGAGAAGUUCUUGUAAGAAAUUUCAGUCGUUUCAACAGAAAAUCCAAUUUACUGUGAGGUGGAACGAAAACAAAACCUUACUUUUGUGUCCAAUCUAUAAAGUCGGAACGACCUUCUGGAGGCGGGUGUUUAUGAUAGAUAGUGAAAAGAAAUUUUCCCACCUUGUAAACCCAUAUGAAAUUUCUUUUGAUACGGAAUACGCUGCAACAAAGUUCGUUUGGAAUCCAAGGAUCAAAUCCAAGCCAUACAAAGUAAUGUUCACAAGAGACCCAUACAAUAGAUUAUUUUCAUUCUAUGUGGACAAAUUAUUAGCGCCGAAUCCUUACUUCUGGAAAACUGUCGGUGUAAAGAUAGCUGCAUUAACUAGAGGGGUUCGGGGACGAACACGUAAAGAUAUAUGCGGACAUGACAUAACAUUCCCCGAAUUUAUUAAGUACGUUAUUCAUACACUUGAAACAAGAAGAGAUGUUGACCCACAUUGGGUAGAAAUGGAAAGAAGUUGCUACCCUUGUGAAAUGGAGUACGAUUUUGUGGGUAAAAUGGAAAACUUUCAAGAAGAUUCGAUAGAUAUUCUCAAAAAACUCGGAUUAACAAAGAUGGCGUCAUUUUUGGAGAAAAAUGGAAAGGAAGUUUCCGACAUUGAUGCUAUCGGCGACACAUUAAAUCAGCCGUUUGCAUUUCGAAAACAAUAUGGAAGGUGCAUAUCCUUUAAAGAGGCAAUAUUACGCUCUUGGCGCAAACUACAAAUAAGAGGUCUCAUCGAAAACGAUACACUUAACAUAACUUUAAUAAAUGAUAGUGCAUUAACGUUGAGCGGUAUUAUUGCUAUUGCUAAGGAAUUAAGAAAAUCGUCCACUGCUCCAGGGCGCAAACAAAUCAAAAAUGCAAUGUACAAGGCAAUUUGGAGCAAUGUGAGUCUAAGUGAUUUGUACAAACUUCAAGAGCUUUACGCCAAAGACUUUAACCUGUUUGGUUAUGAUAACAUGCCAACUACAAUAUUUCCGUGAGGUACAGAAAUAUAAAAUCACAGUCAAGUGGAAUAUAUAUUUGCUUUCAUAUUUUACAAGCAAAACAGCCGUUCAGUGACAUUGAACUUAAUUUCUGCACACUGUGUGUGUAAUUUUUGAAGUUUCUCUCUACCGUCUCCUUAUUGUAAAACUCAAAUUAUAUCAUAUUUUACCGACGUCAAAGAAACUUUAUUGGUUUCAAUGUAGAAGUAUUUAUUUUGUAAAUUAGCCAUGUUUAAAUUAACAUUUGCCACCCAAAGAAUUCGGGUGUCAAACUAAAAAAAAGUGCAAGUCAAUAAUUAUUUUGUGUGUAAUUAUUUGCAGUUUCUUUCCAAAGUCUCGUUUUUUUUAAAACUUAAGUUAUAUCACAUUUUACC